AGCACCCCUUUAUGUUCCCGACACGAACUCAAUCUACUCAUCCGGAUUUCCUAGCCUACAACGCCUAGGCUCUAGGUAUGUCGUACAUUUCUCUCCAACCCUCAAUCCAUGUGUUACGACAGCCCGGUGUGGUAGUUACGAUGCUCACAUGAGUAGCAGCGGAACAUCUUCCACGCUGAUGGCACAUGGCCAACGCCCUAUCUCGCUACCAACGCCAGCAUACACCGCAAGAAGCAUCUACGAACAUAGUCCACCUUUAUCUAGGCUAGGUCAAAAUCAAAGAUCACCAGCGUUCUCUGGACCUGUGCGGCGACACCCGCUGUCACCCACACCAAGUCCAAGUAUUGGCUACCCAAACCCGCUAGCUUCCAUCAGGAUGGAUGCCAAUCCAUACACUACGGGUAAAGGCGUGAUGAACAUCCCGCCCCUUCAACAGGUUAUCUCGCACGGUCAGCUUUUCUACGUGAAUGGUCACGGUUCUUCAACAACAACAAUCGACAAAAUUGACAUCCAAGGAACCAUCGACAAAGGCUUCUUCUUGUCCGAAGGAGAAUGGACCUGCUAUAGACGAAAUUACUUCUCUUGCAUAUGCGCGUUUACUCUCGAGCCUCCUAACAUUCACAACCUUGGAAUCCAAUACAGGCCGAAUGGUUCUGGGACUUUCUAUGAUGUCUUCGAUUUUGCCAUGACCAUUUCCGCGGUGGUAGCUGAGAGUGACGCCCACACUAUCGACCUAGUACAACAUACACCGAAGCGUGACAAGGGACCUAUUUCACGACCUGACAGAGUCAAGCUCAGCCCUAAACAGCCAGCACCAACGCCACACCAUCUUGGAAGUGUGGGAAGCAUCUACACAAACCCACACCGUCUUACUAGCGGCACUUCUGGCAGUAUUUAUGGGGACUACUCUCAACCCCAAGGCUCCCAUCCAACGGAACACACUUUUGAAAGAAUUCAGUUCAAGCAAGCAACAGCCAAUAACGGGAAACGCCGAGCAGCCCAACAAUACUAUCACCUUGUUGUUGAGCUUCAUGCACAUGUUGCGCCUAUAGGGGAUCCCGCAGGACAGGCAAGAGAGUGGUUGAAGAUUGCGCAACGGAAGUCGGCGAAGAUGAUUGUACGCGGACGGUCUCCAGGCCAUUACCAAUCGGAGAGGAGAGGAAGCGCUAGUAGCGGCCCAGGCGGAUCCAGCGGUACUCUUGGAAGUUAUUCUGGCGGACCGGUUCCUGAAUAUGGUCCUGGGCCGUCAAUCAUGGGUUCAGGGUAUGGCGCUGGUGGCUACGACCCUCGAUCGGCGCACCAUUACGGAACGACUCGUCAUCAUGAUAUGCAAAUGGACCAGGUCAUGUCGGCGGAGCAGUGCAAGGCCAUAGAGAACACCAAAGGAUACCAGUAUUACCCUGCUCCGAUCUACGAAGGCGCAGAAAGCAGGGGAGAGAUUGCGAUCUUCCCGCGCAGCGACCAGGACAACAUGAUACCCUCGAUUGCCAGGGUUGAACUUCCAGGGUCAAGACUCAAGAACGAGAGCGAGGGGAGUUUGCCAAGUAUUUGUUACCCAGGGCCUAGUUUCUUUGGAUCCAGUUGCAAUCGAUUUGACGGCAAACCGACCUCGGCUGGGUACUAUCCUGUUCCUCAGCCAACCUGAAAGACCUGGGUAUGUCUCAACAUCCACCACUGGCUCCCUGAUCUUUGAACUCGUCUACCUUUACGAAGCAUAUGGAUUUUAUAAGGAAUGAAACGGGAUUUACGGAAAACACAUUGCAUGCAUGGAUGGCUUGAUUUUCGGCGCAAGGGAACAGAUCUC
Truncatella angustata is the source of this 1804-nucleotide messenger RNA. RefSeq lists its product as uncharacterized. Gene Ontology annotation, molecular function: DNA-binding transcription factor activity; DNA binding. Gene Ontology annotation, cellular component: nuclear chromosome. Bases 149 to 1645 code for a protein of 498 amino acids. Gene Ontology annotation, biological process: positive regulation of transcription by RNA polymerase II; meiotic cell cycle. Lineage: Eukaryota; Fungi; Ascomycota; Sordariomycetes; Amphisphaeriales; Sporocadaceae. The transcript has a single exon. The record is from RefSeq and is a predicted model, not a curated record.